Molecule: messenger RNA, 957 nt
Organism: Phascolarctos cinereus (koala)
Lineage: Eukaryota; Metazoa; Chordata; Mammalia; Diprotodontia; Phascolarctidae
Product: chymotrypsinogen B-like
Biological process (GO): proteolysis
Molecular function (GO): serine-type endopeptidase activity
Source: RefSeq, a predicted model, not a curated record
CCUCUCCUGAGGGCCAAGGCUAUUGGCUCAGUGCCCCACUGGGAAGCAGAGGCAGGGAUAUAAGAGGGAGGCACUGGGCCUGUUGUCUCACACCAGCACCAUGGCCUUCCUUCAGCUCCUCUCCUGCCUGGCCUUUGUGGCUGCAGCCUCUGGCUGUGGAGUCCCGGCCAUUGAGCCUGCCCUAUCUGGUCUGGCCAGGAUUGUCAAUGGCGAAGACGCAGUUCCUGGUUCUUGGCCUUGGCAAGUGUCUCUACAGAGAAGUGGUUCCCACUUCUGCGGGGGCUCUCUCAUCAGUGAGAACUGGGUGGUCACAGCUGCUCACUGCAGUGUCAGGACAACUGACAAGGUGAUUGCUGGAGAAUUUAACCUGGGCUCUGAUUCAGAUGAUGUCCAAGUUCUGGAGAUAGCCAAGGUCUUCAAGAACCAAAACUAUAACUCGUUAACCAUUAGCAAUGACAUCACCCUGUUGAAGCUGGCUACCCCUGCACAGUUCCAGGAAAAUGUGUCCCCUGUCUGCCUGCCCAGUGCCGAUGAAGAUUUCCCUUCUGGCACCACCUGUAUUACAACAGGCUGGGGCAAGACCAGGUAUACCGCCCUCAAAGUCCCAGAUAAGCUCCAGCAGGCAGCUCUGCCCCUGCUGUCCAACAGUGAAUGCAAGAAAUUCUGGGGGUCCAAGAUUAAAGACAGCAUGAUCUGUGCCGGGGCCAGUGGUGUUUCUUCCUGCCAGGGUGACUCUGGUGGACCCCUGGUCACCCUGAGUAAUGGUGCCUGGACCCUGGUUGGUAUCGUCUCCUGGGGAAGUAGUGUCUGUUCCACCUCUACCCCUGCUGUAUACGCCCGAGUCACUGAGCUCCUGCCUUGGAUCCAGGAUACCCUGGCCAACAACUGAGUUACUCGCGGGCCAAAGAAAACAUGCAUCUUUUUGUAACUCUUCCUUUCCCCUGCCUCCAAUAAAUA